Messenger RNA from Colletotrichum godetiae, 1083 nucleotides. RefSeq lists its product as uncharacterized. The transcript has 4 exons. Gene Ontology annotation, molecular function: hydrolase activity, acting on ester bonds. The coding region runs from base 1 to 1083 and encodes 360 amino acids. The record is from RefSeq and is a predicted model, not a curated record. NCBI's taxonomy places the organism in Eukaryota, Fungi, Ascomycota, Sordariomycetes, Glomerellales, Glomerellaceae.
AUGGUUUCGAAGGCUUAUCUGCUCGGCUGGGCAGCAGCGGUUGCGAUCGCCUCCCCAGCUGCUGUUGAAACUCCCUUCAGUUGGAAGAAUACGGAACACGUACUCACAUUUGGUGACUCCUACACAUUCGUCCAAGGAACCGAAGGUCGCUGGGCAUACAGCUUCAUCGGAUCUCAGCUGAACAUCUCCUUCACGCCCGAGCAACUCCUCGGCGACCGCAUCGUUCCGGGCCAGAACACAUCUUCUGCUGGCGGGCCGAACUGGGUUCAAGAACUCACUGGCUGCAAGGAGGGCCGCCCCCGGGACUGCGAGAAGCAGCUAUGGGGAUUUGCAUACGCCGGAGCUGAUAUCUCGACUACCUUCGUCUCUUUGCACUGGAACCACACCAUCUCGUAUGAGAAACAGGUUGAACAAUGGGAUACCUACGGCAAGUCGGUCAUCAACGCCGAUCCCGCAAAGUCGCUCGUUGCCUCCUACAUUGGAAUUAAUGACAUCAACGACAUGGCCAACUUCCAACUCCCGGUCAAUGGACUGAGUAGCUGGGAGGAGCUGUACACUGCAGUCAUCGCCGAGCAGUUUGCAGCGUUAGAAACAGUUUACAAAGCUGGCCAUCGCAAUUUUCUGUUCUUGAACUUACCUCCGCUCGACAAAAACCCUGCAUCGCAGCUCAACCCAGCCCGUCUGCCAAGCACAGAUAUGAUCAAGACAUUCAACAGCGUAGUCAACCAGACAACAAAGGCGUUCUCGGAAAAGCAUGCCGAUGCGACUGUGUUAGUCUUUGACACGUACAGCUGGCUUACAGAGGUCUUUGAAAACGCGGCGUCUUAUGGAUUCACCAACACGACCUCGUUCUGCCCCAGCUACAAGGCCUGGGAUAUCGAUACCAACUAUGCUGCGUACGGGUGUCAGCCGAUUUAUGAGUACUUUUGGUAUAACUCGGGGCAUAUUACGUAUCAUGUCCAUGAGCUCCUGGCGCAAAAGGUCAACGAGUUUCUGGUUCAGAAGAGCGCUAGUGGAUGUGGUGGGAAGAACCAGACACUGAGCGCGUGGGGAACGAGAUGGGUUGGCGGGGAGUCAACUUAA